Molecule: messenger RNA, 630 nt
Organism: Parnassius apollo (apollo)
Lineage: Eukaryota; Metazoa; Arthropoda; Insecta; Lepidoptera; Papilionidae
Source: the annotation of a GenBank genome assembly
AUGUCAAAAAGAUCUCAAGAUUGGAAAGAGUAUGUGCUGCUUGCUGGAAAUCAGCUACAAGAGAAGUGCAGUCCUAGUUUGUCAGAAGCUAUUUUGCCUGAUAUUGGAUCAAGUAGCGAUCUCAAUAUUUUUGAGCCACCGCCUCUACCACAGCAAAACCUACACACUACUCAUGUUAGAUCAAAUCCAACAAUUAGGUCUUCUGUGAAUAAGCGUGCUGCUAGCACAUCUAAUCACUGUAUAUCUUGUAAUUGUUUUGAAACAGAACAUUUACUGGUACAUUCAUCUAUAAAGGAUCUGUUAUUACUUAACAAUAAAUUCUAUGUGCCACCAACUUUAAGCAUUUACUUAGUAAAUCUUAGAACUGGUGAUAGUAAUGAAAGGUUGGUAACUCUCUUUAAUAAAUCUCGUGUCACCAUAGAACGCUUAAUGAAUAAGGCCAGAACAUGUCUAAUUAAUGAGUUUGCUCCACUGUAUUUAGGAUUUAAUCCUAUGACUGUUGAAGAUGUUGCUUCUAGAAAUAGAAUAAUACCAGACAGGUUAUUUGGUAAUCCUGAUUUGCCACCUAAUUCUAAACCAGCAAUAGUCAUCUGUGAUGCUACUUAUGUAUUUAUUCAAAGUAGUUCUUAA